AUGUGUGCGUUGCUCCUGAGCACCGAGAAGAUUGUCCGAGCCGUCAAUCGCGGGCAGGUGUACGAACUGGUAUACAAGCCGGAGAACACGCUGGAACUCGCCUUGCAACAUCUCCGAGAUGCCUUAGUGGGCCUAUACGCCGCGUCCUUGGAGCUGCUUGCGAACUCGUCGAAGCUGCUGUCGCAGAAUACGGCCGCACAGACUAUACAUGCAAUUUUACAUCCAGGAGGGACCGAGUCUCUUUUUAAAAAAUUAGACGACUUGGAAACCCAACUUGGCCGCGAUGUCCAGGCAUGCCAGAGCGCAUGGAGUGCUGCUGCUGAUAAGCGGCUGACGGGUUUGCUACAUGGCCUUGAUGCUCCGAUAACUCGCAUCGACGACGGGGUCGGCACGCUUCUCGAAAUUGUCGACUGGAACGAGCAGAAGGAUAUUCUAGAAUGGAUCUCACUUGUACCAUACAGAAAGCACCACGACGAGGUCAAAAUGCUUCGAACGCGUAACACGUGCGAAUGGUUGUUGGGCGACGAUAAAUUUCGUGAAUGGGAGAAGACCAGCUUGUCGGUCAUUCUGUGGCUGCAGGGUUCCCCUGGCGCGGGCAAGACCUACCUCACGUCCAAAGUCAUCGACCAAAUUGACAGCCUACCCGAAACUUGCAACAACGAAGGCUUUGCGUUCUUCUACUGCAACCGGAACGAAGAGGAGCGCCGAAAACCCCUCUCUGUCCUCCGCAGCUAUGUUCGCCAACUGUCGACUGCUGUAAGGAGUCCUGGGCACAUGCGGAAACAGCUUCGAGACCUCUACCGUGAAACGAUAAGGAAUGGAUCCGACCUCGGUCUUGACGCCUGCAAACAGCAGCUGCUAGAGUCGGUGAACCUCUAUUUGAAGACUACCCUUGUGCUGGACGCCCUCGACGAAUGCGAACCGGAGUUGCGUGGGCAGCUUGUCAAUAUGAUAGAAGACCUAUUGUCUAAAUCCGAAAGGCCGCUUAAGGUAUUCAUUUCAAGUCGGCCAGACGGCGAUAUCCGAGACCGCUUCGCGUCUCUGCCAAACAUCGAAAUUCAAGCCACCGACAAUCAAGACGACAUCGAAAAAUUCGUCAACGAAGAGAUUGUAAAACACCGCCGCUGGCAUAGAAUUUCUCCAUCGCUGCGAGAAGAAGUUGUCACAACCCUCCUUGGCCGUAGCGGCGGAAUGUUCCAGUGGGCAUAUCUACAGAUCAAGGAGCUCCUCGAACUCCAAACUGAGCAAACUAUCAGAGAUCGACUUGGAAAGCUCCCAGAGGACCUUGAGGGCGCAUACGACGAAAUUUACGGCAAGAUACAAAGUCGGCACAAGUACGAGAAGGCCUUUGCAGACCGCGCAUUCAAGUGGGUGAUGUGUGCCUGUAAGCCACUCGGUAGCGAAGAGCUUCUCUCCGCAGUUCGUCUGGAUCCCGAUACUGACAAUUCGCAUUUGGAUGAAAGAGUUGAUGAGGGUCUUUUAUUGGAGCUAUGCAAUAAUCUGCUUGUCCUUGACUCUCAGCGAGAGGUCUGGAGGUUCUCACACCUCUCAGUGAGGGAGUAUUUCGAAGAGAACCACUGGGGUCUUUGGCAGGCUCACUGUCACGCUGCCAAAGUUUGUCUGGGGCUUCUGAUUGAGACGCACAAGAAUCCAACCAGCAAGGGCAAGCCACAGGACAUCUUUGAUCUGGCACAUCCAUUUCAAAAGUAUUUACGGCACCAUUGGAUGAUUCACGUUAGAUCGUAUGAUGUGCAGGUGACAGACGAUGAACAAGAGGCUGACCUAAUAUUGGCGCGCCUUUUAAGAACCUUUCUUGGAUCUCCUAGGGAGAGCAGUGCGCAAUACCAAGGAUGGUAUGAUCAAGUUGCCUCUGAGCGCCCUCCAUGGUCUUCUGCCCUUUCUGAGGUUCGCAAGGAAGAAAUCUCUCCCAAGGACGUUCCUAUCUUUGCAAUAUGCCGCUUCUCAUUUUAUACCCUCUUGCGCGACUGGUGGGAUAGUGCAGAAAUCGAAGUCUUGCAGAUAAAUGACAACGGUAAAAAUCUCCUUGUCCUUGCUGCUAUUGCAAGCUGCAAACCAAUUUGCAAGAACCUUGUUAAACAAGGCAUACCAGUAAACAUGGUGCUUCAGAGUGGAGGGUAUGGCAGUGCCCUUGCAGCCGCAGCAUGUUCUGGAAAGACUGAGACUGUCAAGUUCUUGGUACAGGAAGGAGCAGAAGUGAACAUGGUGCUUCAGAGUGGAGAUUAUGGCAGUGCCCUUGCAGUAGCAGUAGCACAAGCAGGAGAGACUGCGACUGUCAAGUUCUUGAUACAGGAAGGAGCUAAGAUGUAG
This is a messenger RNA of Phialemonium atrogriseum, 2328 nucleotides long. RefSeq lists its product as uncharacterized. Gene Ontology annotation, molecular function: protein binding. Bases 1 to 2328 code for a protein of 775 amino acids. The transcript is spliced from 4 exons. Lineage: Eukaryota; Fungi; Ascomycota; Sordariomycetes; Cephalothecales; Cephalothecaceae. The record is from RefSeq and is a predicted model, not a curated record.